Cygnus atratus (black swan) is the source of this 1121-nucleotide messenger RNA. RefSeq names its product caveolae associated protein 4 (gene CAVIN4). Gene Ontology annotation, biological process: regulation of gene expression. The transcript is spliced from 2 exons. Bases 1 to 1071 code for a protein of 356 amino acids. Lineage: Eukaryota; Metazoa; Chordata; Aves; Anseriformes; Anatidae. Gene Ontology annotation, cellular component: caveola; cytoplasm. The record is from RefSeq and is a predicted model, not a curated record.
AUGGACCACCGCGAGAUCACGCUGGAGGCGGACAAAAUCCACCAAAACCGCCUGUCAAGUGUCACCGAGGACGAAGAAGAGCAAGAUGCAGCGUACACCAUAGUGACGGUCCUGGACAAAGUGGCCAACAUUGUGGACAGCGUGCAGGCGAGCCAGAAAAGGAUAGAGGAGAGGCACAGGGAAAUGGAAAAUGCCAUCAAGACCAUACAAAUCGACAUCUUAAAGCUUGCCCAGGCUCACGGCAACACCGGCUAUACAGUGAACAAGCUGCUGGAGAAAACCCGCAAAGUCAGCUCCACCAUGAAGGAAGUGCGGGCACGGGUGGAAAGGCAGAGCACCAACGUGCGGAAGGUGGAGGCAAAGCAAGAGGAGAUGCUGAAGAAAAACAAAUUCCGGGUUGUGAUCUACCAGGAGGAAACUGAGUGUCCUUCAUCUCUCUCUGUUAUCAAAGAAAGGACAGCAGGUGAAACUCUAGAGGAUGAUUUCAUCCCACCCGAUGACCUCUCUUCUGAUGAAGAAUACUAUAUUGAAGAAGGCAAAGCAGCCCAGUUCAAGAAAUCGGGCAUGAGGCGCAUAGAUGAUAUCAAAAAGGCAUUUUCAAGGGAAAAUAUCCAAAAGACGAGGCAAAACUUUGGCAAGAAGGUAAACAGGCUUCGAACUAGAAUAGUGACCCCUGAGAGAAGAGAGAGGAUCAGGCAGUCAGGAGAGAGACUGAAACAAUCUGGGAUAAGGUUCAAGAAAACCAUUUCACAAGCUGCCCCCACAAAGGAGACGUUCAAGAUCCACAAAAAAAGUAAAGAGCGAACAGUAGCCGAAGGUCAGGAGGGAAGCCAGGAAGCCGGCGUGCACAUAGCCUCCGAGCUCGCAGCAGCAGAGCCCUUCACUGAAGAAAUCUCCUACACAGAAGUGAUCACUAAGGUAAAGAAAGACAAGAGCAGCGCAACAAAAGGUGCUUCCCAGCCAGCUGAAAAGGGAGCGAUGAUCCCCGAAGCCGUUCUUAAGCAGGAAGGAAAAGAAGGAGGAGGAGGAGGUGACGAUGUACCCUUGCUGGACCUAAAGCAAUCAGCAUAAGGAAUUAAUUACCAAACACCCCAUGCCAUCCUUACUGAAUAAGAGAGAAU